Molecule: messenger RNA, 351 nt
Organism: Oldenlandia corymbosa var. corymbosa
Lineage: Eukaryota; Viridiplantae; Streptophyta; Magnoliopsida; Gentianales; Rubiaceae
Source: the annotation of a GenBank genome assembly
AUGGACGGCCAUAUCCGUAGCUCCCGUGAUAAGUUGAUUGGUUAUCCUCCCAAUUCCAAGUCAAAAGGUGGUCGAAAAGGGAUUAACAAAAAUCAGCAACAACCGAGAUCUUCAGUUCAUGCUGUUCUCAAAAGUGAUCUAGGAAAUCAACUUGUGCCGGGCAAUGACCGCGUCCAUGACCCAGUUCCACCAAUGGUUGCACAAUCCGAUGGCUUUGUUUCCCCUCAAUUGACUCAAGAACAAGUUACCCAACUUCUUACUCUUCUUCGUCAGCAAAGUUGUUCAUCCACUGAUCAUCGUCUCUCAGGUAUUCGUUACUGUCUUCAUGUUACAAUUUAUAAUGACGUGUAG